Trichoderma reesei QM6a is the source of this 1203-nucleotide messenger RNA. RefSeq lists its product as uncharacterized. The coding region runs from base 1 to 1203 and encodes 400 amino acids. The record is from RefSeq and is a predicted model, not a curated record. The transcript is spliced from 3 exons. NCBI's taxonomy places the organism in Eukaryota, Fungi, Ascomycota, Sordariomycetes, Hypocreales, Hypocreaceae.
AUGACGAGCCGCCGGCCUUCACUCCUUCAGGCCCGCGGCGAUUCUCACGCUCACGCCCACGCUCAUUCUUCAUACAAACUUGGUCACGGACACGGACACGACCAGCACCUGCAUCAACAGUAUCCUCAUGACGCCGUCGCUGGCCCCCGACCCGACGACAUCAAGCCCGAAAGCGCCCAGGAACCGGCGCUGCUGGACCGAGCUGCCGUGCCCGUCGGAGACCAACAGCCCACCGAUGUGACCACUCCCAGCGCAACAUCGCUCGUCACUCGGGUCGUCCAGACCGUUUCGCUCGUUCAAAUCGUCGACUCGUCUGGAUCACCGCUCGAGACACAGACUCGCUUCGCUAUCCCAAACACCGUGGUUGUGGACAAGGACACGGGCAAGACCAUUUCUGCCUCGAACCCGGAUCAUACACCAGCUCCCGCUGCGCCGGGUUCCGGCCUGGAGCCCACCGUGGCGAUUCAGUCCUCAACGUCUGGCAUCAACUCUCAAUCACCGGUCGCCUCAGUCCCCAGCAGCUCGCAAACACCGGCUGCUGCUAUUCCCACCAUUUCAAUCACACCGACUUCCCCGGCGUCCCUUUCGCCGUCCGCUCAUUCUUCACCACCACCAACACCAGCGGCUCCUUCGCUGGGCAUAGGCCAUAACGGAACAAAUACUACAGAUGCCGCAUUUGGCGGCGUGUUUGGAGGAGAUGGCGAAUCACCGACAACAAGCAGUACGGAGGCCACUCCUUCAGCACCAUCCAACGGGACGGACAACAUGCUGUCCCCUCAGCAGAAGCAAGUCAUUGGAGGUGUAGUUGGAGGCCUCGCUGGAGCCGCUUUCUUUCUCGUCUUGAUUCUGCUCGCUCUGCGGUACAAAAGACGCCAACUCAAUGCAGCUCAGGCUGCCGGGCAACCCACGUCAGAGAACCGUGGACUUCCUCCGACCAUCGUUACCCCUGACGGAGCUCCCAGCGGAGGCGGUAGCGGUAGCGGCGGCGCAAUGACGGAGAAUUAUAACGCUUCCGCGCUGACCGCGGCGUUUACCGGCUUGGCGUCGAAAAGCAGUUUUACUUCUGCGAACUCUGCAGAAACGGGAGAAAAGAGCUUCUACCGCGUAUCAGGCAAGAAGCUGCCGCCUUUGAUCCUGUGGGAGGAGCAGGAGCUCGGCUGCAGCUGGGGCUCCCCAUGCGGCCAGACAGCGGCGUACCGAUGA